AUAUUAUCUAUGUAGAAGUUAUAGGCUAGACUGAGGUAUGCUUCUAGUGAGUACAACCAACUAGUAUUUGUUCUAGGUUUCCACCUCUAGUAAUUAUUCCUCACCAGUUGUAUUUUCCCCAGCCAAAAGCAUAACGCAGCCCAGCUUCGAAAAGACUCAUCACCUUCGUUUCUUCACCUCACCCUAUAGCACACUGACAGCAGCUUAGUCACCAGAUACGGUUUGUCUCUGAUAGCGAAUCUCCGUUUACCAUGACGACCCGCGGUUCCAGAUUACUUCCCCUGGCCCUCCUUCUCCUCGCACUCUCUGCGCAAUUAACGGCGCACGCGGCUGGCAGGCCGGCCGCCCCCGCGCCAAAAGAAACCCUGGCGGAGAAAGCCGCGCGGCUGCGCGCAGCAGCGGACAAGUCCGCAGCCGCGUUGGACGCCGCGCAGUCAGCCGCGGCCGCGCGGCUCCAGGCGGAGCAGGAAGCGGCUGCGGAGGUCGAUGCAGCGCAAUCAGCGGCGCAAGACGCGGCGGUGGCGUGGAAUGCGGCGAAAAAGGCGUCGGGCACGAAGAAGCAAGCCGCAACCAGCUCAAGAAAGAGCGCGAAUACCGCUAAGGCGAGCCUCGCUCCGAUUAAGAAGAAGGUUGAUUCCUACAACGCCGCGCAGAACAAUGUCAAGGCCUCUGAGAAAGCCCUGGCGGACGCGAAAACGAAGCGCCAGAACGCGGAGGCCGCCGCCGCCGCGCAGCAGAACGUCGCCAGCGGCGCAUCCGCCGCCGCCGCCGGCUUAAGCGCGCGCAGCGCCGCGGGACAGAAGGCGGCGAAAGAGCAGAAGAAAGCCGCGGAGCUGAAAAAGAACGUCGAUGCCGCGACGAAGGAAGAGACCAAGGCGUCCGCUGCGGUGACUAAGGCUAGGAGCGCCCUCGCUGCCGCCACGCUGACCGCGCAGGAGCAAGCGACGCUGGACGGCGCAAACGCGGCGGAAGCCUCGGCGGUUCAGGCGGAAGCCGACGCGAAGGCGGCGGAGGCGCAGGUGAAGGCGGCGGAGCAGGGCGUGAAGACGGCCGCGGAGAAGGUCACCCGCGCAAAGGACAAGCGCGCCAAGGCGCAAACCCUCCGCCUGGCCGCGGAGAAGGUGGCCGAGAAGGCGUCCGCGGAGGCACAGGCGGCGGAAGGUCUGGCGAUGGAGGCGGAGCAGGAGUGGGAAGCGACGCAGACGCCCGCGCAGGGGUCGGAUCCCGCGCCUGGCUCGGACCCUUCCCCCCCCGGGCCUGGCGAUGGUGGUAACAGUGGCGAUGCUCAGCAGCAGCAGAAUGCGAACAGCCCCCGGUCUUUCCUGCCAAGUUGGCUCUUCGGUUAAUCAUGACUGUGAAUGUUUGUGCA
Molecule: messenger RNA, 1369 nt
Organism: Closterium sp. NIES-67
Lineage: Eukaryota; Viridiplantae; Streptophyta; Zygnematophyceae; Desmidiales; Closteriaceae
Source: the annotation of a GenBank genome assembly